AAAGUAAGAAAGCGGGAUGUUUACAUGUUGCAAAUUGCUGUCAGUGGUUUCAGGGAAAGGGACUUCGGGAAAUCUAUCGCUGCGGAUUGCAAGUCGCGAAGUUUGCCACUAGAUGUCCCUGCAAGCUAAAAUAGCUUUGUUGCCUUUAGAGCAUCCAGUUUGGGUUUUUUGAGGGUAUGAAAUGGUUUUGUGCGCUGUGUUUUUUCCCUUUUCUUCUUUCCUCUUUUGUUCUACUUGCAGCCUUUAGGCAGAUGAAUGCAUAACUGCAUGUGUGUUGCUUUCUAAUCUUUGGAGUUUCUGAUAGUAGUGAAAGCUGUGAGAGUGCGUGUGAAGGCUUAGAACUGAAAGAGCAAAGGCUCACGUUUCCAUUUCUCUCUUUCUUUUAGUCAGAAAACUUAAUGGGUUUUGUGGUGAUGUUGAAUUUGUAUCUGUUAUACAACUCCAGAAGCACUUCUUGUUCAUGUGAGCCGUAGGGUCCAGGCCCAAGCCCUGUGCACAUAGUUCUACAGGUUGGUGUACAGUUGCACAUUUACAUUUGGUACUGCAGCUUAUGGAACCAGACAUCUGAGAUGAAGAGAAGUACUGUUGUUUGCUUUUUUAUGGCGGUCACGAUUAACCUUGUUGAUAUGCUUAGAAAUUCUGAGGAGCAUGCUGCCUGGAGUUCUCUUUGUCCUCUCACGUAGCUUAUUGUCCUUAGGGUUUCUGGGCAGAUUUUCCCACGUGGCUGCUGCUUGAACAAUAGCAAAUGCCACAAUAUUGAGUCUGAAAAUGGCUACUGUGCUUUGUUUCUCAACAACCAACAAAAGCCAGGAAUGAAAAACAGAUCCUAGUUUGAUUAGAAGGUUCUUCAGAAUUUAUUCUGUUCAUGUACGAAACGUGCGGUGUAUGCAUAUAGGGCAGCCAUUGAGGAGAACAUUCUUUAUUCCAAUUUCCUCCUCCUUAUCCUCAGCAGAUUUGGACAGAGCAGAAUGAAAGCAAUUGCUGUUGUCAUCGUGUGCUGAUAAUUUUCAUCUAGUUUGUAGUUUGGGGCUUUCUAGAAUGAAAUGCUGAGCAUUUAAGGUAGGGCUGUGGAAGAUCUGAGGACUAGAAUGCAGGAGAACGUGAUGUGUCCAGCUCCAAAUGUGAAGAAGUAGCCAUCGUGAACGGGCAUCACAAAAUGGAUACUUUGGGCAGCCUCCUUCCUCCCGUGGUUGGAAAUGGUGAUGCGGCCAAUUCCCAAGAGCUGCAAAAACUUCUGAUUGAUGAAAAAAUGCGCUGUGAACACCAUAAAGCAAAUUAUCAAACUAUAAAGGCAGAGCAUUUAAGAUUACAGGAAGAGUAUACAAAAUCCCAAGAUGAACUGAAGCGGUUGCUGGUUGAAAAGCAGGCUGUACAUGACAAAUUCCAGCUGCUUCUUGCAGAAUACAGAGAGGAGUUGCUGGGUAAAACACAGGAGUUGGAAAAACUGAAGAUGCAGGUGCUAACUCCUCAAAAAUUAGAGCUGCUAAGAGCACAAAUACAACAGGAAUUGGAAUCUCCAAUGACAGAACGUUAUCGGAAACUAGAAAAUGAAAUGGAAAAAUACAGAACAGAGUAUAACAAACUUCGGUAUGAGCAUACUUUCCUGAAGUCGGAAUUUGAGCAUCAAAAAGAAGAACAUGAACAUGUUUUAGAGGAGGAGAAAAUAAAAUAUGAGGCAGAGAUUGCGAGGCUGGAGAAAGAUAAAGAAGAGCUCCAUAAUCAGCUGGUUAGCGUUGAUCCCACGAGGGACAGUAAACGUGUGGAGGUCCUCUCCAGAGAAAAAGCACAACUGUGUCAGAAAUUAAAAGGCUUAGAAGCAGAAGUAGCUGAACUAAGAGCAGAAAGAGACAACUGUGGUGUACAAGCAGAAAGUGUCCAAAGGGUGCAAGUACGGCAGUUAGCUGAGCUGCAGAGUCUGGCAAGGUCUCUAGAGGCAGAAAAGAAGUCAGCUGAACAACACAUUAGUCGGAUUGAGGAAGAACUGCAGAUGUGUCGUGAGCAGAACUUUCUUUUAACUAGCAAACUCCAUAAAUCUGAACAAGAAGUCAAUUCCUUGGCUGCUAAAGUAGAAGAACUUAAACAGUCACACAAAUUAGAAGUGACAAAUGUCAAACUGGAGGCAGCAAGAACUAAGAAUGAAGUAGAAAGAGAGAGAAACAAGAUUCAAAGUGAAAUGGAUGGAUUGCUGUCAGACAAAGAAGUUCUUAAGGAAGCUGUUGAGCGUCAUAAAGUGCUUUUAGUAGAAAAGGAUCAAGAGUUGGUUCGUAAAGUGCAAGCUGCCAAAGAGGAAGUUUUUGGAAAAAUUGCAGCCUUACAGGAUGAAAAGUUAGAACUCGAGAGCAGAUUAGCUCAUGUGGAGAAGGUGAAGUUGGAACAGGAUGCUUGGAGACAAACUGAAAAGGAUCAGUAUGAAGAGAAGCUACGUGUGGUGCAGCUGGCAGAGGAAUCUAGCAAAAGGGAACUUCAGUGCCUGCGAUUAAAAAUUCAACAGCAAGCUAUUCAGACAGAGGAGCUCGAAGAAAAGAAACGUGAGAGAGAUGAUCUAAAACAGCAAAUUCAAGACAUGCAACUCCAAGUGGCUUCACUUUCUCGGUCAGAAAAUGAUUUGCUGGAAUAUAAUCAGAAGUUGAAGGAAACAGUAGAAAGAUUGAGACAAGAAUGUCAAAAUGCAAGAACUCAGGCAGAAAAAGCCCAACUGGAAACAGAGAAGGCUUUAGAAUACAGGCGCAUGGAGUGGCUGGAGGAGAAGCAUCUGCUUACUCAGCGCGUCACAGAGAAGGAAGAGAAAUACAACGAGGUGAAGAACAAGCUGUGUCGAGCUGCAGUUGCCCAAAAAAAGAGAAAGACUCUCAAUGAUAAUAAACAAAGGAGGAUGCAAGAGAAACUGCAACUUUUGGAAGCCAAGAUAGAAGAACUAGAAAAAGAAAACCAGGUGUUAAAUAGGCAGAAUGUUUCCUAUGAAGAACACACACGUCUCCAGAGGAGACUGAAGGACUUGCAGCGCAGACACAACGAAUUCCGCAGUUUGAUUUUGAAUCCUGGCAUCCCAUCCCUGAACCCAGUCAGUGUAACAUCAGCAUCUGUCCCGCCUCCUGGGCCCGACGUGUCCUUCCUCCUCCUUCAGGAAGAACAGCAUCAGAGAGAGCUCUCCCUGCUUCGCAAGCGGCUGGAAGAUCUCGAAACCAGGCAGAGAAAGCAGCUGCAGGAGCUUGGGCCAGCUGGGGAGCGGCUCACAGCAGGAACACGCAGGGAGCUGGCGUCCAACAGGGGAGCAGAGGGAGCUGCCGUGCAGAGUGAGGACUCUGCAUAAGGUGUGCAAACUGUAGGUGCUGUUUGCAGUAGCUUCUCCUGGCUACGUGCUCUUAAUAUCCUCCAAAGCACGACUGUGUGUGCGGAGGUGUGGGAAAUACAUCCUGUGUAGUUUUGUGUUUUGAUAGACUGCCAUCCGCUAGCAAACGGGAUGGUAUCUAAAUGAAAGCAUUGUAACAGCAUUUUGAAAAUAUCUUUAUAGAAAUGCUAUACAAAUAUUUGGAAGUCAAGACAUGCAAUAAACUACAUUUUUGAUAGUACUCCAGCUGCUGGAAUCCACGCCUGGAGUGGUGCUCCGAAAUUCCCAUGCAGACAGAUGGGGUGAAAUGGGUGCUCCUGACUUUGCUCUUGUCCAUGUGCCUCUUGGUUUUGUAACAUCAAGAAGCAACAAUCAGUUUCUAAAAAAAUACUGUUGUAGAGAUGAAGUGUAACAAAUUGCCUUCAGGUGAUGAAAACGUUAGUUUGUAUUUGUUGCCACUGUAGGUUGUUUUGUCAGCUACAAUAAAUUUAUUUAUUUAAGG
Molecule: messenger RNA, 3830 nt
Organism: Lagopus muta (rock ptarmigan)
Lineage: Eukaryota; Metazoa; Chordata; Aves; Galliformes; Phasianidae
Gene: CEP83
Product: centrosomal protein 83
Exons: 17
Coding region: 1157-3310 (717 amino acids)
Cellular component (GO): centrosome
Source: RefSeq, a predicted model, not a curated record